CUCAUCUUCCUCACUGCCCUUCUUCGAAUGCUUGAAGUUGAAUAUUCUAGUACUUCCAAUCGAUUGGCAUCCAUGCACAUCACAAGAUGUCGCAAGCUCAAUAUGUUUUACCUCGGGACUAUCUCGAUAUCAGCCGCUUGAAUCUUCAACAUUAUCUUCAUCGGGAAAUGUUUGGCUAUCUUGUCCACCCGUCAAUUCCUACCGACCACCCAAAACUUAGGGUUGCAGAUGUUGGGACAGGGACUGGUGUAUGGCUUACAGACCUUGCUCACCAACUUCCAUCUCACGCCCGUCUUGACGCUUUGGACAUUUCGUUUGAGAGCGCUCCCCCCAAAGCAUGGCUACCUCAAAAUAUGACACUUCGGCAAUGGGAUAUUUUCACUGAGGUUCCAGAAGACCUUGUUGGGGCAUACGAUAUUGUGCAUAUCUCGCUCUUUGCACUUGUUCUUAAAGACGGUGAGGUGACAGGCGUAUUGGAUAAAGUGCAAUUGAGGUUCUUUUGUAAAGAGCCAGGCGGUUAUGUGCAGUGGUUUGAGGCCGAUAUGCUAUCCUGGAAGAUUCAGACGACGUCCCCUGAAAAUAAGACAAAGGCAAUCGCAAGCCUCAUGAAGAUCAGUCAGCCAAAGGAUGAUCGCUUCAAUCCAACAUGGAUCCCAAGACUUCCGGAUCUUUUCCGUGAAAACGGUUUGACUGCCGUCGAGGUUGAUGCCAAGGAUCCGCCCCCCGAAAUGAUCAUGCCACUUCACCACGUCACCUUCAUGGUGUAUGAAUGUUUUACUCGUCAGGCAAAGAUUCCUGAGUGGUCGGAAGCGAUAAGGGAGGCUAUUCCAGGGGCUCUUCGUGAGACAGAAACUGGAGCAGCUAAUGUUUUUACUCGGUAUACGGUGGUCGGGAGGAAGCCGCUUGAAUGAGCAGAAAAACUACUUUCAUCCUAGAUUCGUGGUGGGCAGACUUUUGCAACAUCAGUGUUGCGAAAUGCAUGUGAAAUCCAAAUUUUGAGUAUGUGCCGUAUUUCCAGGGUUAUAAUCAUAACGGAUAAGGACAACAUUGGAUCCAGAUUUGUGUACCCUGUCCACGUUC
Aspergillus costaricaensis CBS 115574 is the source of this 1080-nucleotide messenger RNA. RefSeq lists its product as uncharacterized. The transcript is spliced from 4 exons. NCBI's taxonomy places the organism in Eukaryota, Fungi, Ascomycota, Eurotiomycetes, Eurotiales, Aspergillaceae. The coding region runs from base 87 to 911 and encodes 274 amino acids. The record is from RefSeq and is a predicted model, not a curated record.